This is a messenger RNA of Ustilago hordei, 3687 nucleotides long. RefSeq lists its product as uncharacterized. The record is from RefSeq and is a predicted model, not a curated record. The coding region runs from base 1 to 3687 and encodes 1228 amino acids. The transcript has a single exon. Gene Ontology annotation, molecular function: ATP binding; dTMP kinase activity. Gene Ontology annotation, cellular component: cytosol; cytoplasm; nucleus. Lineage: Eukaryota; Fungi; Basidiomycota; Ustilaginomycetes; Ustilaginales; Ustilaginaceae. Gene Ontology annotation, biological process: dUDP biosynthetic process; dTTP biosynthetic process; dTDP biosynthetic process.
AUGUCGAGCUCCAGUCCAAGGAGAAAAGUGUCGAUGGAUCUCAGGCGAAUCAAGAACUUUCCUUCUUCCUUGUCUCUACGCAAGCCGGACCAAGACGCAUCUCAACAAUCCGAUACCAUACCAUCUAGUAACACCUUCUCUAGGUUGAGCAACUUGGCUCGCAGCUCGAACGGUUCAGAGCAGGCAGACUCGAGAACCUCGAAACGAACCUCGAGGCUGCUCCAUGCUUUCAAGCCCUCUCGAAAGCCAGUGCCUUCCUUUGAAGUGGUCCGCAAACCUCCCAAUCGCAGCACCACCUCGUUUCACUCUUCCACCAAUCAGCCAUCUCCACAAGUCGAGAUCCUGCGACCCGUCAGCCGUCUUUCGAUUCACAACCCUCCAGAUGCCCCCACCGAGCCUGCUCCUAGAAUUUCCUUGUCAGCACCUCAUCCGGAUCCAUUGCCGCAGCUGACGCUUUCCAACACGGAUGCUCUUUUGACCGAGCAAUCCCAGAAUGCACUCAACACUCGUUCGCAAUACCCACCUUCCACCACAAGAACUCGCAGACUCAGCAGCAACCCCACCGCCGGAAACUCCACCCGCCGCACCUCGGAUUCCUACCUCAACCUUGGCUCCGCUUCUCACUCACGCGCACAGUCUCCUUCAGCAAGUCCCAAUGUAGACGGCGUCAACAGCAGUUUCAGUCUGCACUCUUUCCGCAAUGUCCGUUCCACCAGCGAUGUCUCCAAUGCCCACGACCCGAGCACGCAAACGCAUUCCAGGGUCCACAGCAUCGUCUCCUUGGACGAAUACGUGACUCCUCGAGAAGAGAUACCCGAGCCUCGUUAUUUCCACGACACCAAGCCCGCGCCAACUCUGGCCACCACUGGGGCUCAGACCAACUUGUCCGAUGCGAACAGAGCUCAGUCUACCAGUCCCAGUCCUAUCAGUAACGCCAAGCCAGCCAGCAUCUCCGCUGCCAAAUUCCGCCAAGCCGCAAGACAGCGAGGCGAAAGCGGCACUAUACCCACUAUCGACACGAUCCAAGGUGGAUCAGGUUUCAUUCGACCGCCAAGAUCCAGGACACCUUCGCAAGACUUGGCUGCUAUGGAAGCUGUGUUGGCGCAGACGCACACACGCAACUACCGCCCUACCGAUCCUGAACGUCGAAAGAGCGCCGACCCUGUAUCAUUGACUGCUGCUGCUUCAGCUGCCAACAUCAACAAGGACGAUUCGCAGCCUCGAAAGCGCGGUUUCUUCAUUGUUGUCGAGGGACUGGAUCGAGCAGGUAAGAGCACACAGGUCGACAGGCUUGCCGAGCAUCUUCAAGCCAAAGCAAUCAAAUUCCCUGAAAGGACCACUGCUAUUGGUCAGAUGAUCAACUCCUACCUUGCCCAAACAAGCGAUCUUGACGAUCAGGCCAUUCACCUCCUCUUCUCCGCCAACCGUUGGGAAUGCGUCGCUUCGAUCAAAAACACGCUCGAGGCAGGCGAGAGCAUCGUUUGCGAUCGAUACGCUUUCUCGGGCAUUGCCUAUUCUGUCGCUAAAGGUCUAUCCUAUGAUUGGUCUCGCAACCCCGAUGUUGGACUCCCACUUCCAGAUCUUACCAUGUUCCUCGAUCUCGAUGCACAGACGGCGGCAGCUAGAGGUGGGUAUGGAGAGGAGAGGUACGAAAAGCUAGAGUUCCAGGCCAAAGUUCGUGAAGCUUUCACUCGGGUUUCGCAAGAUGUCAAGUCGCAUGGCGCAAGAUGGGUCACUAUUGACGCAAGCAAGACUCUGGAUCAGGUUACAGACGAUAUUCAGAAGGCAGUGCAGAGAGUCACCUCGUCGAUUGAUCGGGUUGGAGCAAAGCUAGGCAAACUCUUCGUCUCCGAAAGGCCUGCUAAUCAGCGUGCAACUUGUAGCAGCGAGCUCUUCCCACCCGUCGCUGUCAUCCCAAACGUGAAGAGAUGCUCGUUGUCCUCAGAAGACUCUGGGCCAAGAGGCAAUUCAUUCGACCAGCCUCGCAUUCAGGUCAACCCAGCCAACACCAACGGAACUUUCCCUGCUUCUCAUCCCUCUGGCUCGCCUCUCAGCUACACGGAACAACUCGCAACAGUGAGAUCCGCUGCAGCCGGAACGCUUUCUGGCUUGUUCGGCGGAUCAAAUGCGGCACUGGACCAACAGAACCCUUCUGCGCAACCUGAGGCAGAUGGACCUUCGUCUGUCAAUGCAGCUCGUGGGCAAGGUUUCGACUCUGCUCGUGUGCUUGGCAAGCAUACCGAUGGCAACGGCAGGCGGCGAACUUUGAUCGAUGUGAUUGGAGAGCUCGAAAAGCAGCAACCAGGAUCACAGCAAACUGCAUGGUCUGAUCACCGUCGAUCAUUUUCAGCUGCAGCCGAGUCUGUCUCGCCCACCACUACGCAGUUCCCGGCAGAUGGCUAUCCUUCAUCGCUUGCUCAAGGAGGACGAGUGCGACUCAGCACAGACCAGGGCCGCGUAUCUCAGCUACCGACGAUUGCAAGUAGUGGAGCCCAACCGAACAUGGUGCCUCGCCAAACUUGUUUAACAGUGCAAUCUGGCAGCAACGCUCACCCUGAAGGUGCAUCCCUCUCUUCGCCUACAACACCAGCGAUUGGAGCAGACCGACCUCUUGCAUCCCCCUUGGGCAUGCGUGCAGCCUCCUUUUCCUCCGCAGACCCUCGAGCCUCGAUCGUCUCUCCCGCCGCACGCACGGCCUCGCCCGCCAUCACGAACUCAUCACGCAGUUCCAUCGCCAUGGCACCACCCAUCACUCGUUCAGCCAGUGCCGCCCCUGCUACUUCUACAGACUACGUAUACCCGACACCCUCCUUCUCCGCCCCUGUACCUCCUCCUCCUAGCAAAGCCAACAUCUCGGACCCGAACAGUCUUCUCAACGCCCAGCACCUCUCCAUGCUAAACGCACAACAAGGUCAAGCAGAAUUACAAGAACAAUACAUGCGAAAUUACAUGGCCAUCAUGGCCAACCCCAUGCUAGCACAACAAGCGCACUAUCAGAUGAUGCUACAACGACAUCAACAGCAGUAUUAUGGAAGAGCGGCGAGUGCUAUUGGUGUAAGCAAUAUGGGUGCGAACGCGGGUGCGAAUGGGAAUGGGGUUCAACCCGGUAGUGGGCCUCCGUUGGCUGCUUUCAUGCAGCCCACUUCUAAAGCAGUACCUUCACAGACGAAUGAAGCGAGCAAGGUUGAUGGUUCGAGAACAUCGACGAAUGUACAGAGAGAGAGAAUGAGGUCUACUCACAAACAGACUCUUUCAUCGGGGUCGUUGUUGGAAAACACAAUGCCGGUUUCAAAUGCUCCAUCUCGAGUAUCAGCACCAGCAAGUUCACAGCAACCAAUGUUGUCAAUGAUGAUGGCUCCUCCUCCAGCUUGCCAUGGUAGCGUGUCUGCUGCUGGGUCACCAAGAAGGGCUAGUUUGUCACAACAGUACUAUGAACCACCACAGCAGAUGUAUGGUCAACCGAUGUUUUGUCCGAAUGCAGGAGGACAACAGGCGUUUGUACCGGGGAUCGGUGGUGGCCGUUGGCCUGGAGCACGUUCUGCUGCACAGAUGGCAGGUGCAUUUGCUGGUAGAUCUGUUUAUCCUUCGACGACAAGAUCAGAGAUUGCAACUCCAUCGGCUGGAUUGAGGACGCAGAGGAGUAAAGAUGAUGGUUUGAGCCGGUUGCAACAGCAACAGCAGCCAUAG